This is a messenger RNA of Dibothriocephalus latus, 241 nucleotides long. Lineage: Eukaryota; Metazoa; Platyhelminthes; Cestoda; Diphyllobothriidea; Diphyllobothriidae. The record is from the annotation of a GenBank genome assembly.
UUCCCCUGUCAGCCAGCCUUAUUUCUCGAAUCCAACGUUGACCCUAGGUUCGGUAUGCUCCCAGUUGUGCUGGGUGUUCCACGAGAUGAUUACUGUGCUUUGGCGCCUCCAAAUUCGUUCAUACAUGUGGACGAUUUUUCGUCGGCUGCAGAAUUGGCAGAUUAUUUACAUUGGCUGGACAGAAAUGACACUGCCUAUGCAUCCUACUUUGCGUGGAAAGCCUAUGGAAAAAUUGUGGUGA